Protopolystoma xenopodis is the source of this 438-nucleotide messenger RNA. NCBI's taxonomy places the organism in Eukaryota, Metazoa, Platyhelminthes, Monogenea, Polystomatidea, Polystomatidae. The record is from the annotation of a GenBank genome assembly.
CCAAGCGUGUGCACCCGUCUACCCACUCUCCACUGCACCGAUAAAGGUACAGCCCUCUGGCCCCUCUAUCGUGGAGCAAAUGGCACCAUGGUUAUAGAGUGGACGGAAGUGCCGCUGGAUGUCAAUUGUGUACAGGCUGGGUUUGCCACCGUUAGAGGUGGUGAGGCGUCGAAUCACGUUGCCGCCUUAGGAAUCCAUCAAACUGACUACUUCCUAAACUCUUGCCAAAACAGGGAGGAGCAUUCCGCGUCAAUAGCGGGAAAGGCCCCAAAUACGGUACCGCUUCAUCCAGCUGCAGACAUGACUCGUCGAAACUAUGAUACUGUUCAGAUCACCUGCUCAUUCGGCCAUGAACUAUUCAGGAUCGAUCUAGAGGCUCUUCUAUACAUGGCAAAUUCCUACUCCGGCCGUAGGGACCCCCUCAGAGGUCUCAGUUGA